AUGGUCAACUACGAAGCAUCUUCUUUUCAAGUUCAGGGUUUAGCAUCAAGCAUAUCUAAAAGACUAUCAAGUGAGACCAACUCUUUACUACUAAAUGCAAUUCCAACUGGAAGACAAGCCAAAAGACAUGCUCAACAAAUCAACUAUUCUGAAGAUUUCAUAGACGAUUUUGAAAUCGAAAAUAGUCCUGGAGAUCUACCUCACAGUGCUCAAGAUAGUGGGCGUAACUUGAAUGAAUCCAAAACUCAAGUCGAUGCCCAGAAAUAUGGGCCUGCUAGAAAUACACCAAGAAUUAGUUCACUUGAAGAUGAAUCAAACUUGAAUAGCCAGACUAACAAACCGGAGACUUUAAUUCCUAUCAAGUUGAAUUUGGAGAGCACGGUCACCAGUCACAAGGUCAAUGAUAUAUUCAUGUGGAAUUUAAAUGAAACAUUGAUAACUCCUACUGAUUUUGCCGCAAUCUUGUGUAAUGAUCUUGAAUUACCCAACCCUAUGAUUGGUCAGAUUGCAGAUUCAAUAACACAACAGAUUGAAGAGUAUUCGUAUGCAUCAAAUUUAUCCAUCCCUAAUAGAAAUCCCUGUAAUGUGAUUAUUGACUUGUCAGUCAAUUUGAAUAAACAACUAUAUCAAGAUAGAAUAGAGUGGGACUUAAACCAAAAUGAAAUCACACCAGAAAAGUUUGCUGAAAUUGUGGUUGCUGAUCUCGGAUUAUCAUUGGAGUUCAAUUUGGCCAUCUCACAUGCAUUACACGAGAUUAUUAUUCGUGUUAAGAAGGAGAUCAUAGAAGGUUCGUUUAACAAUGAGAUCCACAACUUACAUUUGGUUAAAGGAAUCUUCUUUGAACAAGGAUUGCGUAUUUUCACCGAGAAUAGUGUCAAUAACGGUAAUGACCAUUGGGAACCAUCUGUUGAAAUAUUAAGUUCAAGUGAAAUUGAAAGAAGAGAGAAUGAGAGAAUUAGAAACUUGAGAAGACUCAAGAGAGAGAAUAUGAGACGUGAUUAUGACGAUAAUAAAAGAAGAAACGUUGGUAGAAGAAGAAGAGGAGACGAUGAUGAAUGGAGAUAG
Lodderomyces orthopsilosis Co 90-125 is the source of this 1065-nucleotide messenger RNA. RefSeq lists its product as uncharacterized. Gene Ontology annotation, cellular component: nuclear chromosome; RSC-type complex; nucleus. The transcript has a single exon. Bases 1 to 1065 code for a protein of 354 amino acids. Gene Ontology annotation, biological process: regulation of transcription by RNA polymerase II; chromatin remodeling. The record is from RefSeq and is a predicted model, not a curated record. Lineage: Eukaryota; Fungi; Ascomycota; Pichiomycetes; Serinales; Debaryomycetaceae. Gene Ontology annotation, molecular function: transcription coregulator activity.